GAAGAAAGCAGGGGGAAUCUCCAAAGUCCCUGGAGGAAGAGGAAAGCCAGAGAGACUUGGAGGGACUGUCUGCUGGCACAGGAGAAGGGAUGAAGUCCAAAGUGCUCAUCCCCUGAGCUCCUUGACUUUCCACACCCAGUAUGCUCACUGCUUCAGGGAGAUGGGCUGAUGUCCUUUUCCCUUGAAAUCUUUGCUGCCAUUUCUGCCAGGAAAUGUGGCUGUCCUCUUUCUGCAGGGGGUAAAUUGAGUACCUGUGAGCAACACUUCCAUGUUCCGUUAGUGAAACAAAGUAGCUCACUCCUGAUUACCCGUUUCCGUGCCAAGUGGCUUGCAGCACUGGGUUCUUAAUUUUAUCCAUAGCUGCGCUAACAACACACGCUGCUGUGCUGCUGGCAGGCAGCCUCCUCACCACAGCCACCGCCUCGUGAUCCCGGGACGUAGAGAGAUUCGGCGUAAUAACUAAUAAUAAUACUAAUAACAAAGUUGUAAAAAUGUACUGUAAAUAAAUGUAACCCGAGAAAUAAACGAGAGAAGUCAGCGCACGCUCCCGUCUGUACGCGUGUAAUUGCUCUGUGUUACACUGCGGCGCUCGGAUGCGGCGCUCGAGGCAUUCCGCGCCUGCGCACUCGGCCCGCUCUGCGGCGCCCCGGCCCCCGUCCUGCGCCCCCUCGCGGCCGGCGGUGCGGGGCCGACAUGGCGGCGCGGCGGCUGUGGGCGCUCCUGGCUGCGCUGCGGGCGGGGUGGUGCCUGCUGCCGCAGGCCGGCUACCUGCACCCCGACGAGUUCUUCCAGUCGCCCGAGGUCAUGGCAGCUCUCCGUGCAGAACAGCUGUUUUCCCAUUAGCGACCUCUGGAGUUGCCUACUGGGUGCUGAAGGCGUUGCAGCAGCUGGAUGUGUGCUCGCGGUGUGUCAGCGCCUACACCCUUCUUGUGGCUCCUCGCCUUCUCCUUACGCUCUUUUCUUUUGGACUCGACUACAGCGUGCACCGAUUGGCUCCUGUGUGGGGAGCGGAGCCGUGGCAAGCACUGCUGCUGCUCGCAGGGUCCUACGUCACUUUGGUGUUUUAUACGAGAACGUUCACCAACACACUGGAAGGAUUUCUCUUUGCACUUCUGCUGGUGUUGGUUUCCUCCACAAAAUCUGCCGGCAGGGUCACAAGGCCUGCACGCAGCCCUCUCAUAGGUGUUGUAACAGCUGCGGGGUUUUUCAACAGGCCGACUUUCCUGGCGUUUGCACUGAUGCCCCUGCUGUGCUGGGCAGGCUUAAACGCUGACUCCCGAAAGAGCAUUAAAGCUCUCAUAAACCCCUUUUGGAAACUUAUCACCUGUGCGUGUUUUACUGCCGUUGUUUUUAUAACAGCCGACACCAUGUAUUUUACCUCAGUGGGCUGGGACAGCCUUUUCAGCUUUACGAACGGCAGCCUGUCCGAUGUCAUAGCUCAGGUAAACCACAGAGUGGUGGUGACCCCUUUCAACUUUCUCCGCUACAAUCUCGAUUCUCGUAACCUUGCACAGCAUGGAAGUCACCCACGAGUUACACAUUUUGUAGUUAACGGAGCACUGCUCUUUGGGAUCUUACACCUCCUGGCCGUCGGUGCCGGUUUUAAAAUGCUAAAGAAAUACAUCCAUCAGUCAGUGCGGGUCGGAUCGUAUUACCGUGGGUCACCCAGGUUGUCAGUGCCGUCCGAUGGCCAGCCAACGCUGCUGCUGUUUUAUUUUGUUCCUUUGGCGCUUCUGUCCCUAUUCAGCCACCAGGAACCUCGGUUUCUCAUCCCUCUCAUCUUGCCCUUAGUCCUUUUCAGCGCGUCACAGAAUAGAGCUAUGAAGUGGCAACCCAUCAUUAUCAUUUUUAAUGUCCUCGGGGCUUUCCUGUUUGGGUGUCUGCACCAGGGGGGACUCAUACCGUGUUUGUUUCACUUGGAGCACCUCGUGCAUUCUUUGGAGGCCUCAAACCAUCCAAGAUGCUAUACUCUGCUCUUUGCUCACACCUACAUGCCUCCUAGGUCUCUGCUCAAUAUUGAGAAGAAAGACACGCAUGUAGAAGUGAUUGAUAUGGCUGGGUCUGAAGAGGAAACCCUCUGCCAAGUGGUAGGACAGCACGCAAACAAUGGCACCUGCGGCGACUGUCACUUUUUGGUGAUAAUCCCUGGUACAGUCAGAGCCACAAUUUCCAAAUGUGGUGUCCUGCUCAAGAAUGAGACUCUGAUAUUUCCACACUUAUCAAUGGAAGAUCCACCACAAAUAUCCUUCCUAUUCAGUGAAAACUGGAGAAGUCAGUUAGGACUAUACAUCCUUCAGCUAGGCAGAGCUCAGCAGAGCCUUUAGAUCUCAGAACAUUCUACGUUUCCACUUUCCCUCUGCCCAAAUGUGCUGUCAGACCUUCCUCUUCGAAGUCCUGUGCUCAGCACAGGCAGAGCUGCUGUGAGCUCCUCAGUUCCCCCCCUUCGUGCUCAGUAUAGCCACCUCUACCAAGAUUUGAAUCAUUCAGUCCCUGUGGUGUUUCUGAGGAGCUUGCCUCAUUUUCCUGAUGAGAGAGGAUGAACCCAGAGACCACAGAAACCAAUUUGAGCUUCAUUCUUUUCAUGUGAGAUAGGCAUUAAGAGUUCUUGCAAUCUCACAUAGAGGGUUUGUGGGCUGCGUUACUGAAAAUAGGCGUUUAACUCAUCUGCUGGAGAGAAGUUACUAGACUAGGAGAGCUUCAUCUAAUUCAGUAUGGUUUUACCCUUAUGCUCUUGAAAUUUCAGACCCUCCUCUCUGUGGCUAUACCAGUCACGAUACGGACACCAGUGUUACAAUAUGGUUUGAGGUAUUUCUGUCCUGAAAAAUCCCCAGUAUUGAUGUAACAGAAUCAGCUUUAGAACAUGGAAGAUGCUUUGGCACAGGCAUUUAUGCUAAAUCCUAAAAUUGAAGUAUUAUUUUGCCUGUUUAGUGUUUCUUGCCACAGUUAAAUCUCUGUGGAUGUCCUACAUACGUAUUAUGCACAGCAACGUGAGGAUGCUGCUUGAUGUAAUUAAGUCUGCCUACUACUUAGCUACUCCAAAAAGGGCAGGUCCCUUCUUGUGUUCCAGUGGUGUUUUGCAGCUGUGACUCUGGGCACUGUGAUGUACUGCUUCAAGGAUCUACACAGACAGAUCUGAUACCUUGCAGGGGUUUGAUCCCCAAUGUGUGUUUGACCAGAUGGACCCCUGAGCUGACCACGGGCUUAGAGGAGCACCAGUUCUGUCACAGAUGAGUGUGUGAGGUUAAAGGGGGAAAUUGCGUCUUGUGGGCCCCCCCAUCCCCUUUCCAUAACAGCUCCAUAUUCAGCUUAGUUGGAAUGACAAAUCACAUCCUGGCACUCUCAUAGAGAGCAGUCUCAUUUUAAAGUAGGAUGCAAAUAACCCUCAGCUGUAGCUGAGGAUGAUGCACAUGCUUAGUAUCACUGCACAACUAAACAUCUAAGUUUUUGUGUUGAUGAACUUCUGAAUCCAAAACCGUGCUGACAUGGAGCAAGAUACUAAUUUGGUACGUUUGUCAAGGCCCUACAAAGGCCCUGUGAAAUGAAUCUACAUGUUAAUUCUUUCUGCUUAUGGUGGUAGGAAAGCUUUUUGUAGUUCUCCAUCUGUGCAGCUUUUCAAAAGACCUUACUUGCCAGUUUUUCAAAAGGGACAAGAAUUAUUGUUGCAAGACUCUAAAGGGAAGCUAGGAAAAACCCAUGUGAAGGACUUGCUUGUAUCUCCACAAUCAAAUGAAUGAUUGAGAUUGUUAAGAAACCUUCUCAUAAAGCAUUUUGCAUCGUAAGUCCCCUCUGUGUGCUCACCAUGAACCCCUCCACCCCUCAUUGCUGAGGCCUGCAUACUGAGGGUGUGUGCUUUUUGGUGAGGCAGCAGCAGAGUGGCUGCACCAAUGACUCAUCCAGUAGCAGAAGGAAUUACAAAAGCAUCACAGCGACUCACAAAUGUAUAUUCUAAGUGAAUGUCCUUUUUGCUCUUUUAAGUUGGGACAACAGCAUUGUACCAAAAUUUGUAUUCCGUGUCCUGGUUACUGUUCUCAGCUAUUCCUAAACAGCUAUAAAGUUUGAUAACUGUUUUGAAACUGAUGAUCUUAUGAACUUACGGUAACUGUUAAACUUAUGAUCUCUGUACAAAUGGAAUAGAUCUUGAAAUUUCCUGGUUGUGAUGGACCAGUUCCACAGCAUGAUGAGUUUGUACCACUCACAGGUCACCUGGGGUGGAGCCAGGCAGAGACCCUAGGCUACAAAUAAUGAUUCAGACUGAAAAUA
Molecule: messenger RNA, 4260 nt
Organism: Gallus gallus (chicken)
Lineage: Eukaryota; Metazoa; Chordata; Aves; Galliformes; Phasianidae
Gene: PIGZ
Product: phosphatidylinositol glycan anchor biosynthesis class Z
Exons: 2
Coding region: 594-2324 (576 amino acids)
Biological process (GO): GPI anchor biosynthetic process
Cellular component (GO): endoplasmic reticulum membrane
Molecular function (GO): alpha-1,2-mannosyltransferase activity
Source: RefSeq, a predicted model, not a curated record